AGGAUUACGGGGAAGUUUGAGUUUGACUCGAGGCUUGUAUUAGUGAGUGUUAUUAUUCGGCCGCGGAGGACGGUUGUCCGGGAGAUCGGUUGAGAGGAAGGCGAGGUCAGUGCUCGGCCACUCUGAGAAUUUGUGGCGAACUAAGAGCUAAUGGAAUUGCUGAUAUGGAUAAUUUAGCUGAAGAGACGUUUCAAUCUUUUGAGGAUGAGGCACAUUACUGGAAAGAUCUAGCAAUGAAAUAUAUGAAAUGUUCUGAGGAUACAAGUGAAGAGCUAACUGAGUUCCAAGAGGCCAGCCGAGAGUAUGAAGCUGAGCUGGAGGCACAACUUCUGCAGACUGAGAGUAGGAACAGAGAUCUUCUCUCGGAAAAUAACCGCUUGCGCAUGGAACUUGAGUCUUUGAAGGAGAAGUAUGAAGAGCAACAUGCAGAAAGCUACCUGCACAUCUCUACACUUGAAAAUGAGUUUUCGCAAACUAGAGCGAUCAAAGAUCAACUACAGAAAUAUAUCCGAGAACUGGAACAAUCUAAUGAUGACUUGGAAAGGGCAAAGAGAGCUACUAUCUUAUCACUGGAGGACUUUGAGCAGCGUUUGAAUCAAGCAAUUGAGAGAAAUGCAUUCCUUGAAAGUGAGCUAGAUGAGAAGGAAAAUGAUCUAGAAUGCAUCCAGAGGUUGAAAGAUGAAACCAGAGACUUGAGGCAAGAGCUAGCAGUGCAAGAAAAGCUGAAACCUUUUGUAAAUGGGAGCCCAGUAACUGAAUGCACUGACACAGCUGUCCAGGCAUCUAUAGCUGAACCAUCAACACCUUUGGGUCAGAAAGUAUCAUUCUCUAGACAAAACUCACCAGUGCAAUUCAGAGCAAGUUUGGAUGAUGGGUACAGUGGGACACCAUUGACACCAUCUGCAAGAAUAUCUGCACUAAACAUAGUUGGGGAUCUUCUUAGGAAAGUUGGGGCCUUGGAAUCUAAACUAGCCUCUUGCAGAAAUUUUAUAUAUGAACCGUCUCCCAGCAAACCGGUGGCUCCCUUGAUGGCUCGAGUUCACACGCUUAGGGAAAGCAAUGAAAACUGUCUCGGCAUGUCUCCAGGUGAAAAGAGGCUCAAAAAAAGACUGGAUUUUGUGGGAUCAGUGUCCCAGAACAUUCCUCUGCAAGGGAUGCACUCUCCUCAGGGUGUAGUCAAGAUGAUACUGUAGGAAAUCGAGCGCCAUGAACAUUACGCUUCAUAUUGGAAAACCACUAAAAUCAAGAAGUUAAAGUUCAUGUACAUUUUUAUAAUAGUGGAUUACUCUAAUGACCACUUAUUUCAAGAAGCCUUCAUUGUGGAGUUCAUGUUUUGUAAUCCUUUCAUCCUACUAAAUUGGAGGUUUUUAAAGAUGGGUGUAAUGUAUGACUCCAAAAGAGGAUUGACGUAUGUGCACACGGCAAAUGGGAAUCUUCGACGUUUAACACCCAAGUUGGAGGACUCUAAUCUGUGGAAUCUAGUCUAAAUUUGGCCUUUUGGUGCUCUGCAUUGACAUACUAGUUGAAGCUGAUUUCUUAUUGGUUACCAAAAGUUACUGCUCUUUCACUUUUACGUCUAGUUCUGUAAACUGUCCCAAACAUAUUUUUAAUACCUUUG
Molecule: messenger RNA, 1618 nt
Organism: Rana temporaria (common frog)
Lineage: Eukaryota; Metazoa; Chordata; Amphibia; Anura; Ranidae
Gene: NDE1
Product: nudE neurodevelopment protein 1
Exons: 9
Coding region: 165-1193 (342 amino acids)
Biological process (GO): cell migration; establishment of mitotic spindle orientation; mitotic centrosome separation
Cellular component (GO): kinetochore; kinesin complex; centrosome
Molecular function (GO): microtubule binding
Source: RefSeq, a predicted model, not a curated record